Molecule: messenger RNA, 2218 nt
Organism: Pistacia vera
Lineage: Eukaryota; Viridiplantae; Streptophyta; Magnoliopsida; Sapindales; Anacardiaceae
Exons: 4
Coding region: 550-1863 (437 amino acids)
Source: RefSeq, a predicted model, not a curated record
UUUGCGUACAAACAAACCCAUUAUUUUAUGUUUCUAUUUCACUCCCCCAAGUGUCCUCCACUCCAUUCUUCCCCUAGGGUUUCGCUUUUCUCAUUCUCUUCUUUGUUUCUUUCUUUCCACCUUUUUUUCAUCAUCGUCUCACCCAGAUCAUCUUCUUCUUUUCUUUUUCCAGUUCGAGGGAUAAAAGCCGGUGGAAAAGAGUAGAUUCUUUGGUUUAAACCAUUCUUAGCUGGCAAGUGAUAUCAGUGUGUUUGGACUUGUAUAAGUUAUUUUGUGUAUAUAUAUAUUUUUUUUUUCUGCAAGAUGGAAGGCUAAUAUGCCUAUAAUAACAAAUCAACUCCAGAAGAACUGUUGGCUUGAAUGUUUAAUUACUUGAUUGUGGAUAUGCUUUGCUACAAUUUUUAGUACUACUAGUGCCAUUGGAUUCUACUUAAGAGCACAAGACAUAUUUGCUGUUGCUUAUAAAAAAUAGCUAACACGGGUCAACUAUGUUGCGUGGCCUCUGGGCCACAUGGAACAAAAUCACCCUCUAUCGGCCAGGAUAACUCCAUGGAUACUGGUGAACCACACUGGCAGACAAACUCUAGCUUUUCACCUCCUCCAUUUAGGAUAUGGGACUGCAGAUUGCAAUCAGAUGGCUUACAACAUGGGUCUCAUGGAGCUCCUUUACAUGGUUCAUCAUUAUCCUCCACUAGCAGAGGAAGCAGAAGUAGGGUGAGCAGCGAACGAUUCACCACAAAUCAUCAUCAUUCUGUGUCUGAUGGAGUACUAUCUUAUUCAGGUAGUCCACCUGAUAAUAUCCAGGCACCUCGUUGGACAUCACCAGUGCAAAAAUUCAAUUUUGGGGAGCUUGCUGCAUCUACUGUGGGAGGAUCAAGGUCCCAGACCUCUUGGUUUCCUCACUCAACCGAGAGGCGAUAUGCUGUUAGAGCAACUGCAGCAUCUCCCAGUUUUGGAUCCCCAUCUUCACUUUCUGAGUCCAGCCAGUGGGAAUCAACUAGCAAGCGGCCCUUUUCUUUCCCUAAUCGCAGCUUUCCAAGUCGACGCUCUCACAUGUCUAAAGCAGUUUAUCCACUAGUUUUUCACAAUCCUGUGUCAGAUUGUGAAAACUUUGGUGAUGGUGAUGCUGAUGCCAAUAGUGUAGGCAGGUUGACACCAGUUGACGAUAAUAUCUCACCUUCUCACUGGCUUGAUUCAAGUAUUGUACAGAAGUUCCACAAAACACUCACCGAACUCCAAAGGUGGGAGGCAUCACCAGACCCUGGUGCUAGCUCUAGAAGAGAGGGCUUUAGGUGGAGCAGUGCCAGCAGCUAUGAUUUUGGGUUUGAUGGAGAAAGGUUUGACAUAUCAGAGCACAUUGAUGUUGAGAGUUUGAGGUCACCUAUCGGCCAUGCUGUAGAUCAAAAGUGUGGAGUUUGUGGAAAACUGUUGUGCCAAAAGUCCCCUUGGAGUUCACAUCGAAUCAUGAGAGGUGGUGAUAUGCCUACUGCUGGGGUACUACCUUGCAGCCAUGUGUUUCAUGCUGAAUGCUUGGAGCAACUGACCCCGAAGACCCAGAUUCAUGAACCUCCUUGCCCCUUGUGCUUGAAGAGCUUUGGACCAGUGGAGGACUCCUCAUCAGUUUCAGAACCGUUGCACAUGGCCCUAAGAUCCUUGCAGCAAAGCAGAGGGAUUGUAAUAUCUGAGGAUCAGCACGACCAUAGUAACAGUGAAGCCUCUGAUCUUAUCAACGACAGAUUGAGGAGAGCACCGCAUGGGAAUGACAGUGGUUCUUCCUUUAAGAAUCGUCUGAAAAGGCAUUUCACGUUCAAGGGGAAAGCAAGCAGAGAUAUGUUCAGUACCAAGGUGUUCCACAAGUUUUGAUCUUCUUCUCAAGCAGGAACCAGUUCAACCCCUAAUAUCCAUUGGAUAGUUAUAAAUAUACAAUUGUUCACUUGCAAAUAGAUUUGAAUAUUUAGAUGUUGGAGAAAUUUCCGUUUUGCAGAUUUUCUUCACUUUAUACCCAGGCUCUCUCUUGUUUCAUCUUUUUAUUUUCCUCUUCUCUUUGGAACACAAGUGUUGAGGCGCCUUGUAUUUCUAACUGCAUGCUUGUUGACCAUGUAAGUUACUAGAAAUUCUCCAUUUCAGGAUAUCUCUCACUCAAUGUAAAUGAGCUAUUGGUAAUUUGGUCUGAAUUCUCAAUGUAGCAUUGCAGUAAAGUUUGUGGAAGAUGAGCUGC